GGCUUAGGGGCUCAGGAACAAGGAGCCACGGAUCAUAUUAAAGUUCAAGUUAAAAACGACCACCUGGGACUUGGAGCUGCAAUCAGUAAUGAAGACAACUGGAUUGCUCAUCAGGAUGGUUUUAACCAGCUUCUGGCUGAACUGAACAAUUGCCACGGGCAGGAAACAGCAGACUUCUCAGAUGACAAGAAAAAGAAAUCUUUUAGCCUUGAGGAAAAAUCCAAAGUCUCCAAAAAUCGUGUUCAUUAUAUGAAAUUCACAAAAGGAAAGGAUCUGUCAUGUCGGAGCAAAAAAGAUCUUGACUGCAUUUUUGGGAAAAGACAGAGCAAGAAGGCUUCUGAGGGUAAUCCCAGCCCCUCUCCUCCGGAUGGGAACGAAACCACGACCACAACCAGUGCUUUCACCAUCCAGGAAUAUUUUGCCAAGCGGAUGGCAGAGCUGAGGAACAAGUCCCAGGUCCCGGCGCCAGGGCCUGGUGCUUCUGAGAGCCGAGUGGGGUGCAGAAGGGGAAGGAAGAGGAACCGGGAGGCAACAGGCAAACACGUGGAGCCCAAGGCCGAGCAGCCUGGAAGGGAGCAGCUUGAGGGAGAAGAGAGCCCGAGAGGGGCAGCGCCCCAGGACCGCUGCGGGGACGAGAGUUCUGAGGCGUGUGCUGAGGGUGUGGCGACGUCCCCCAAUGGCCAGGGUUUUAUCCUGAAGUCCAAGAAAAGGAAAGGAAAGAAAAAGCUGCGACGGCCGGUAGAGGUGGCCGUGGACACCAUGCUGGAAGAAAUGCCGGUGGCAAAGAAGAAGAAAAAGAAGAAAGGCUCCAGAUGAGCUGUCUGCAGCCAGAGCCUUCUGACCACGCACGGUCAGGCCUGCAGGUAGACAGCUCCAGCCUGAAGUCAGAGCGGAGUUAGCCGCAGGGAGUGCGGGUGCAUCUGGUGGCAGGACUGCCGCGGAUUGCUGAGUCUUGCCCUCUCACCACAUCUUCUCCAACUUGCGUUCCCAGGAGGACUUUUUCUAGUGUUCUGAAUCAUGGCUCUCACAACAAAUAAAUUUUUGUAAGCUCUGAG
This is a messenger RNA of Carlito syrichta (Philippine tarsier), 1055 nucleotides long. RefSeq names its product PIN2/TERF1 interacting telomerase inhibitor 1 (gene PINX1). The transcript has 5 exons. The annotation marks the transcript as partial. Gene Ontology annotation, biological process: regulation of ribosome biogenesis. Lineage: Eukaryota; Metazoa; Chordata; Mammalia; Primates; Tarsiidae. The record is from RefSeq and is a predicted model, not a curated record. Gene Ontology annotation, cellular component: nucleolus. Gene Ontology annotation, molecular function: telomerase inhibitor activity.